This is a messenger RNA of Clarias gariepinus (North African catfish), 3210 nucleotides long. It is a transcript of the gene sh3rf2, whose product is annotated as SH3 domain containing ring finger 2. Lineage: Eukaryota; Metazoa; Chordata; Actinopteri; Siluriformes; Clariidae. Gene Ontology annotation, biological process: protein ubiquitination; positive regulation of proteasomal ubiquitin-dependent protein catabolic process; positive regulation of JNK cascade. Gene Ontology annotation, molecular function: protein binding; ubiquitin protein ligase activity. The transcript is spliced from 10 exons. The record is from RefSeq and is a predicted model, not a curated record. The coding region runs from base 122 to 2110 and encodes 662 amino acids.
AGUGCCUUACAAUAAGGCUGUGCAGUGAAAGUUGAGCCGUGUGCACUGCACCUCUGUCUGUUUAGGAACUAGUUGGGUCUGUUCACAGCUGCCAUGUUUCCUCUACUCUCGGUUGGACUAUAUGGAGAUUAAGGUGCUGGCUAAAGCCCUGUACGACUUUCAGGCCAAUGGACCCGGAGAGCUCGCUAUGAAAUCCGGUGACAUGGUCGGCCUGCGCUGGAAAGUGGACGACAAUUGGUAUUACGGUGAUAUUAAAGGGAGCAGCGGACUCAUACCCGCCAGCAUGGUGCAGGUCCUGGGCGAGCCGACGCAGCCUGCGCCUUUGUGCCGUGCCCUCUAUGACUUUGACCUGAACAGGUUGGGUCCGGGCGAUCGGAAAGAGUGUCUGGCCUUCGUCAAGGGAGACGUCAUCUCUCUGAUUAAGCGAGUGGAUGAGAACUGGGGUGAAGGGAAGCUUGGAGACAAGGUCGGAAUCUUUCCUUUGCAGUUCACGGAGCCAAAUCCGACUGCGUUCAAACUCCUGGCGGGUGCGAAGCCAAGCGAUUUGGCGGAAUUACGUCCACGGAACACGAGAGUGAGCAGCACGAGGGUAAGCCUGGAUGCAGACAGUCACAGGCGCCUCUCCAGGACGCAUGCGAGCCCGGCCAGGCCUCCCGAUGUCAGCGUCCUGAACACUCUGAACCACGGUCAGAUCCAGAGCUCGACGGCUCCUAGCGCUACCCUGAAGCCUGGCCGAAUCUCCACCAUCUCCAAACCGCGCUCUGGAAGUACCCAGCGGAGCCCAUCAAAGGGUGAAAGAAAGAUGAACGGCGAAGUUCCUCCGACAAUCACCAUGGCUCUCAUCAACCCGCAGACUCUUCCACCACAAGCAGAGGGCAAGCCGUCUCCCAUUCAGCAACUUUCUAUCAGUGUGUGUGCUGCCUUGUACUCGUACACUCCCCAUCGCGCCGAAGAGCUGGAGCUGAGCAAAGGCGAGAUGGUGGGGGUUUACGGGAAGUUUAAGGAAGGCUGGUUACGCGGGCUCUCUCUCAGAACUGGCAAAGUGGGCAUUCUGCCUGCCAACUAUGUCACACCUGUGCUUAGAACCUCAGCAAUGUUCCUUGAGCCGCCAAAGCUUGCUGUUCCCACUGCAGCUGCCGCAUCGCUAAAGAGAUACACAUCCCAGAAUCCUCAGGGAACAUCGCUGCCCCUGGAUAAAGUAAAGGUUGAAGUCGCUGCUCCAGUCGGUGCCAUGGCCCCUCAGGCAGCUGUAGCAUCUGGCAGUGGAGUGAAAUCUCCUCAGGCAGGAGGAAAGCAGGGCUGGGACACGGUCAGACGAGCCUUCCAGACUCCACACAGAGGCUCCUUCCGACAUAGCAGCUACCAUCCUCAAAAUCCAGGUUCAAGCCUUCAUCCUCCGCCUCAGGAUUUGGGACAGAUCUAUGGCUUUGGCCGCUCUCCCGUCCUUCCCAGAAAGAGAAAUGGCUUGUUUACAAAUCCCAUCAGGUCACAGCACUGGACUCAUGAAGGAACAACCCCCUCUGCUGGUGCAUUCCAGACAAUGGAAACCAAAUACAUGGCACCGAAGGAGACUUCCACAGCUCCUCAGUCUAUUCUGAUAAAACCAGACGUUCACAGACACAACACAGAAAAGCCUGUAAAGACAGUGAGGUUCUUGACUGAAGACGUCCCCCCACCUGCAACCAGGCUGUCGUCCGUGUCCUCCGUGUCCUCCGGAACGCAAGUCAUGAGUAACUCUCAGAGUGGUUCCGCGGCCCUGGAGCACUGGAACCCGUCAGCCAUCAUAGGUCGAGAUGGAAGUACCUCAGUCUUUAAAGACCUUAAAACAAUCAUGCAAAGAAAAGGUCCUAGUCAGAAUAAUGCCAGUGCGGAUUGUCUGCCUUUAGGUGGAAAACUGUACGCAAGCAACAGCCAGUCUAGUCCCGUCAGACACAGGGUGCUAAAGGGAUACAAUGCAAAGACUGAUGCAGAGCUGAACCUGCUGGAGGGAGAGCUGGUGCUGGUCCAAAAGCCUCGGUCAGACGGGAGGGUCCUGGUGAAACAGGAAAAAACUGGAGUGACUGGCAUCUUCCAAUGCAGUAUUCUGGACAUAUUGGACAAAGUCGGCUGAGUUUGUGUUUUUGUGUGUGUUGUGUGUGUGUGUGUGUGUGUUCUGCUAUCAGAUAGAACAUCCUCAGUGUUGCUUCUGGGACCAUAUUAGAACAUGUCAUCUGCGUAUGAAAAGCAAUAUGCUCUUUAUUUGUUCGUGUGUUUCGGUGUAUGGCAUGCCUCAUCUUAUCACAAACACACAUAUCCCGGUUCCUUUUUAAAUUAGCCGUGUGUCAUUUGUCACUUCUGGGACGUACCACUGCCUUUACUCUGGGUUAUGAAGGUUAAAUGCACAUUGGGAUUUUCUUAAUACAAGGGCAGCUGUUAUAGACUCCUGUCCUGAAGGCCAAGAGCACAGAAGAGUUUAGUCUCCUUACUUCCGAUUGAACUCGUUAUUUGAUUACGCACAUUUCUAUAAGGUGAUUAUCAAGAAUAGUUCGAGUUGCACACGGCUGAGUUGUGUGUCAGAUCAUGUACCAUGGCCUUGUAUAUAAUGCAAGACUUCCGUUUAUUUGGACAUGAAAGGUUUGCACUUAGGAAUGCACUAUGUGAGGAAUGCACUACGUGGUAAAUGCAACGGGUUGCUACCUGAUCAUCCCCAUCCAUCAUUUGUGUUUGUACAGUUACAGUUACACAUUUUAAAACAGAAACAUGAAACCUGCUGUCUUGUUGUCAUUGGUAGCCAUUCUGAUUCUACCCAUUAACUGGUGCAAGCCAUCUCAUUCUGUUUUAUGGUGCUUGAUUGGACAGCGUAGUGCUUAAGUGUUCAACAACGCACGUGUAAUUUCUUCAGCAAGUAUUGCAUCCAUCGCCCGUUUGUUUUUACAGCACUUAAUUUAUUCACAUUUUUUAGGUGUCAACACUACACUGUUAAAAACUAUUAUUAACAAUUUAAAAAGGAUGGAGGGGUAUAGGGAAUGUCUGUUGUUUGUUUAUUUGUUUGUUUGUUUUGGGGGGAGUAGAGGGGGCUACAUACUGUUCGCUUUGCCUUUUAUGAAACUGGUACACUGCAACUGAAUUAUAAAAAAACAAACAUAUUUUUAAACCCAUUGCUGUUAAACCCAAGAGCCUUGUGCUGACAGAUAUUCUUCUUUUCUUUCAUUCUGUCUUUUUUUUUUUUUU